Molecule: messenger RNA, 6188 nt
Organism: Vombatus ursinus (common wombat)
Lineage: Eukaryota; Metazoa; Chordata; Mammalia; Diprotodontia; Vombatidae
Gene: PLCH2
Product: phospholipase C eta 2
Exons: 25
Coding region: 553-5178 (1541 amino acids)
Biological process (GO): phosphatidylinositol-mediated signaling; lipid metabolic process
Molecular function (GO): phosphatidylinositol-4,5-bisphosphate phospholipase C activity; calcium ion binding
Source: RefSeq, a predicted model, not a curated record
GCUGAGCAGUUUCAGUGAGGGCUGCUGGGGAGAGCUCUGCAGCCAGUGUGGGGCCGGACAGGCUGGACAAGCGGGACCUCUCCCUGGGAAUUCCCAGCCACCAGCCAAGCUGCUGCUCAGGAGCCCUCAUGGUUCCCAAGAUCUCUUCCUCUCCAUAUCCUGACUUUUAAUUGCUGGGAUCACACUUGUUGAAGCUGCUUCCUCACUUGGGUGUGAGAAAGGGCCAAGUUCUAGGCUCUGCUGAGGACCUGGAGACUGGAAAUCCAACAGUAGUUGGCCACUGAAGGGCAUCUCUCACUCUGAGAAACUGGUCCUCUCCUGCCCUUGCACGGCCCAGGGGAGCAGUGUUCACAUCAGCCCUGACUCUUGGGAUAAGGUCCACACUCAGGUUCUGGCUCAGCUAUUUGAAGAGGCUAAGAAGGACUCAUCUUGGAGGUGAUGUGGGACUGCCAUGUCAGGUGGGAGUGAGGACGGAGGCUUCUGGAGGAAUAUUUGACCUAACUACAAAAAAGGGGGCCACAGAGCUUGGACUUCAUUGGACCACUGCCAGUCAUGGCACCCACUCCCCCAAUCCUGCCAGCUGGCCAUGUCCCACAGCCCUUGGAGCCCUUAUCACCCCGUCUACAGAGGAUCAGGUGGUUCCUGUCAGCCAAUGUCCUGCCUGUGGUGGAAAGAUGCAUCAGUUCCAUGCAGUCCGGGACUCAGAUGGUCAAGCUUCGAGGCGGCUCUAAGGGCCUGGUUCGCUUCUACUACCUGGACGAGCACAAGUCGUGCAUCCGCUGGCGGCCAUCGCGGAAGAAUGAGAAAGCCAAGAUCUCCAUCGAUUCUGUCCAGGAGGUGUGUGAAGGAAAACAAUCAGAGAUUUUCCAGCGCUAUGCUGAUGGGAGCUUUGACCCUAACUGUUGCUUCAGCAUCUACUAUGGGGACCACAUGGAGUCGCUGGACCUCGUGUCCUCCAACGGAGAAGAAGCCCGAACCUGGAUCACAGGCCUCCGGUACCUGAUGGCAGGAAUCAGUGAUGAGGACAGUCUGUCCAAACGCCAGAGAACUCGUGACCAGUGGCUGAAACAGACAUUUGACGAGGCAGAUAAGAAUGGGGAUGGCAGCCUGAGCAUUAAUGAGGUCCUCCAACUCCUUCAUAAGCUGAAUGUGAACCUGCCCCGGCAGAAGGUGAAACAGAUGUUUAAGGAGGCGGACACAGAUGACAACCAGGGCACACUGGGCUUUGAUGAGUUCUGCGCAUUUUACAAGAUGAUGUCCACCCGCCGGGACCUCUACCUGCUCAUGCUCACCUACAGCAACCACAAGGAUCAUUUGGACACAGAGGAUUUGAAGCGCUUCCUGGAGGUGGAACAAAAGAUGAUGGAUGUGACCAAGGAGUACUGCCUGAAUAUCAUCGACCAGUUUGAGCCAUGCCUGGAAAACAAGAGUAAGGAGGUGCUUGGCAUUGAUGGUUUUACUAACUACACCAGGAGUCCAGAAGGAGACAUUUUCAACCCCAAGCACUACCAAGUAAAUCAGGACAUGACCUACCCGCUAAGUUACUACUUCAUCACCUCUUCCCAUAAUACCUACCUCAUUGGGGACCAGCUCAUGUCCCAGUCUCGGGUGGACAUGUACUCGUGGGUCCUGCAGGCCGGCUGCCGCUGUGUGGAAGUGGACUGUUGGGAUGGACCAGACGGGGAGCCCAUCGUACACCAUGGUUAUACCUUGACCUCCAAGAUCCUCUUUAAAGACGUCAUUGAGACAAUCAACAAAUACGCCUUCAUCAAGAACGAGUACCCAGUGAUCCUGUCCAUUGAGAACCACUGCAGUGUCCUUCAGCAGAAGAAGAUGGCGCAGUACCUGACUGACAUCCUAGGGGACAAACUGGACUUGUCGACAGUGAGCAGUGAGGAAGACUCAAGCACUCUGCCAUCUCCGGAGAAGCUGAAAGGCAAGAUCUUAGUGAAGGGGAAGAAACUCCCAGCUAAUAUCAGUGAAGAUGCAGAAGAGGGGGAUGUAUCUGAUGAGGACAGCGCUGAUGAAAUUGACGAUGAUUGUAAACUCAUGAAUGGAGAUGCUUCCACCAAUCGGAAACGAGUGGAAAACAUCGCCAAGAAGAAACUGGACUCACUGAUAAAGGAAUCCAAAAUCCGAGACUGUGAAGACCCCAACAACUUUACCGUCUCCACGCUGCCUUCCUCAGGGAAGCUUGGCCGAAAGGCCGAAGGCAAGAAGAAAUUUGCUUCUCUGGGUGCCUCAGCCACAGACAAAGCUAUGAGCAAAGCUGAAGAAGAUGUGGAAUCCGGGGAGGACCUGAGUGGCAGCAAGCGAAACAGUCGAUUACUAAUGAGUAGCUUCUCCAAACGAAAGAAAAAAGGGAGCAAGUUAAAGAAAACUUCCAGCAUAGAAGAAGCCGAUGAUGAUUUGGACUCCCAAGGAAGCCAGAGCAGAGGGAUAAACCGACAGAAGAAGACCAUGAAACUGUCCAGGGCUCUCUCUGACCUGGUGAAAUACACCAAGUCUGUUGGAAUCCAUGACGUGGAAACAGAGAUUUCCUGCAGUUGGCAAGUAUCAUCCUUUAGUGAGACCAAGGCCCAUCAGAUUCUACAACAGAAGCCGGCCCACUACCUGCGUUUCAACCAGCACCAGCUUUCCCGUAUCUACCCAUCCUCUUACCGGGUCGACUCAAGUAACUACAAUCCUCAGCCCUUCUGGAACGCUGGAUGUCAGAUGGUUGCCCUCAACUACCAAUCAGAGGGGAGGAUGCUCCAGCUGAACCGCGCCAAGUUCAAUGCCAACGGCAACUGUGGCUAUGUCCUCAAGCCCCAGUGCAUGUGUCAAGGUGUCUUCAAUCCCAACUCUGAAGACCCUCUCCCAGGGCAGCUGAAGAAACAGCUGAUACUCCGGAUUAUCAGUGGACAGCAGCUCCCCAAACCACGGGACUCCAUGUUGGGCGACCGAGGAGAGAUCAUCGACCCUUUUGUGGAAGUGGAGAUCAUUGGAUUACCAGUGGACUGCAACAAGGAGCAGACGAGGGUCGUGGAUGACAAUGGCUUUAACCCCAUGUGGGAGGAGACCCUGGUGUUCACAGUGCACAUGCCGGAGAUCGCACUGGUCCGGUUCCUGGUUUGGGAUCAUGACCCCAUUGGGCGGGACUUCAUUGGACAGAGGACAUUGGCAUUUAACAGCAUGAUGCCAGGUUAUCGACAUGUCUACCUGGAAGGGAUAGAAGAGGCCUCCAUCUUUGUUCAUGUAGCUAUCAAUGACAUCUCGGGUAAGGUCAAGCAGGCUUUGGGCUUAAAAGGCCUGUUUCUCAGAAAUCCAAAGCAGGCGUCCCUGGACAGUCAUGCUGCUGGUCAGUUCCACAACAGACCCUCCAUUAGUGGACAGCUCCUGAGGCGCACGGCUAGCGCGCCCACCAAGAGCCAGAAGAAGGGUAAAAAGGGCUUUCCUGAACUCACCAUGGACACCAAAGACAGCGGCUUGGAGGGGGCAGGCGAGGACACCUCCCAGCCCCGCUUUGACUCAGAGCCAGAGAGUACGGCCCCAGCCCCCGGAGCCCUUAGUGAGGGGCCAGGCCGAGGGCCCAAAGAUGGCCGCCCGUUCUCCAUCCAGAGAUCUGUCUCGUCUUUGUACGGCCUCGAAACCAUCGCGGAGGAGCCUCUCGUUGCCAAGGAAACGCCAUCCCCCGCUCCCGGCCCCCCUCUGCCCCCCGCCCCCAUCAGCGACUCCGAGGGAGGGUCCCACUGCUCCGCAGGCUCAGGCUCUGACACCCCUCUGAGCUCUCCCUCCCCAGGUGAGCCAGGUGGACUGACCGCUCCAGGGCCACACCACACUGAACGAGGUUCAGAGGGGGAACGACAGACGAACCGCGGAGAACAGGAGUUCCAGGGGGCUCUGCCCAUGCCCCCGGCAGGGCAGGGCUCCCUGCUGCACCCCUCCCCCUCCCACCGUGAAGAGGAACCGGAUGGGGCAGCCCGGAGGGCAGAGCACACAGGUGAUCCUCAGGGUCCCCGCCGGCCUGUGGGUUCCGUCCCUCUGCGAAUCCCUCCGGCCCCAGCUCGGGCCCUGGCCGGCCCGCCGGCUGUGGUGAGGAGGGCCAAGAGCGAAGGGCAGGUGACCUUUGACCACCUGCUGGUCCGGCGUGCCCCGCCGGGACAGUCCCCUGCUGCAGCCGUCUAUUCAGAUGCCACGGGCAGCGACCAGCUGUGGAGCAAGUUGGAGGCGGGCAGUCAACGGGACAGCAUGUCCUCUUCCUCCAGCAUGUCCUCCAAUGACACGGUCAUCGACCUCUCGAUGCCCAACCUGGUGAGGAAAAGCCUGCCCAACCUGGGCUGUCUCACAGGCAGCCGGGAGAACCUGGGGGGGCUAGCAGUGCACAAGGGCCCCUGGCCCCGCUCAGCCGCCUCUGGCGGGGUCCAGCUGCCCCCUGUGACCAAGAGCAAGUCUAACCCCAACCUGAGGGCGGGGUUGGCCCCGCAGCCAGCCCCGGAUGAGCUGCAGCCCCGGCCCCUGGCCCGGAGGCCCGAGGAUGCUCUGGCCUCCCUCCGCCGGAGGCCCACGUGGAGCAGGCUGUACAUGGAGGGCCUCCGGGCAGAGGGGUCCUCCCUGGGGCCCCGAGCUCAGGACGUGGGGGCCGCCGCCAAGUCCAAGAGCCUGGGCGACCUCACAUCGGACGACUUUGCCCCCGGCUUCGAGAGUACGUACAGGAGCAUCAGCCGCAGCUUUGGCCCCCGCCCAGCUCCUGCCGCUGGGGCAGGGAGAUCGCUGGGACCCAGGCUGCAGGCCAGGCCUCGGGAUGAGCUGACCGAGCAACUGAGGAGACUGACCGGCUUCCAGCUGGCCGGCGACAUCACAUCCCCCACCAGCCUGGGGCCCACAGAGGACGAGGACGAGGACGAGAGCGGGCCGGCCACAGCGGGCCAGGGGCCCGGCUUCCUUCGUAGGUCUUCCUCCCGGAGCCAGAGCAGAGUGCGCUACAUUGCCACCCGGGCCAGGCAGGCCCAGGAGAGGCAAAGGCUCCAGGGUCUGGGGGUCCAGGGUCCCCUGGAGGAACGGGGCAACCCAGAGGGGGCCUGCUCUGUGAGCCGGGAGGGGUGUGUGGACUCUCUGGCUCUUCUGAUUCCACCUUCCAAGUUCACCCCGGGCCUCAUCGAGGAUUCGGACUCGGGCCCUGUUCUUUUGAAACUCUAAUCCGGGCAGAACUGGGGGAGGAGAAAGCCCAGCCAGGGAAAGGCUUUUGGGGUUCGGGCUGCAAAGACUGCGAAGUGUUCUUACUCCCAUGUGUCCACCCACUAAGGUUCUGGCUCCCCGUCACUUGCCCCUCCUCUGGGCUCAGGCUGGAGCUGAGUGGUGAGGCAGAUCCAGAACUGGCCACUCCUGUAUUGUCUGGGCCCGGCCUUCUCUGUCUCCGGCUCUUCCCACCCACCUUCCUCCAUCCAACGUCCCCAAUACCCAGGCCACGGCCGCUGGGUGAGAUCCCGCAUGCCAGCACCUCCCCCUUCCCUCACCUGGGCUGGUCUCCAGCCCCCAGCGUCCGCCAGCUCCGCGGGGCUCUGAGGUGCUCACUCUACAGUCAAGGCAGUAGGGAGGAGGACAUGGGACUCUUGGUCUCUGCCGCUGCCCUCCAGCUCAAAUGUGGGGAGGGUUUGGGCUGGGAGGAUGGCUCCCCACAGUGCUGCUGUACGUAGUGCAUGGAGCAGAAGCUGUCGGGCUUCUCCAUGUUCGCACUGCCACGCUAGGGUUUUCAUGUGUUUUAAAUGAGAUUAUAUACGUAUCUAUAUUUAAAUUUUUAGACACACAUAUAGAACACGAGAGAAACUAUCCAAAAUUAUCCUUCUCCAACCCCAUUUUUACCUUUGUUUUUAGCCUCAUGUGUAUGUGCUUACACAUGCAUGUGUGUGCGUGUAUAUGUUUGGGUGAGUGUGCGUGUGUGUGUGUGUGUGUGUGUGUGUGUGUGUGUUCAGGACAGUGAGACACUAUGAAGAUCCUAGCCCUUCUUGAUGGAGAGAAUGUGGCUUCCACGCUGACCCCAGUCCUGGGAGAGGGCAAUCACUUUCCCCUGAGACCCUGGGCCACCACCACUCCCCCCCUUUUUACCCAUCUUGUUUUAUUUGUAUAAGAAUUUUCUCUGUACAUUGAAACAUUUUAAAAACCUAUUUGUAAGCUCUUCACAACGACUCCAAUAAAAUGCAUCGAACCUU